This is a messenger RNA of Sclerotinia trifoliorum, 4092 nucleotides long. The record is from the annotation of a GenBank genome assembly. Lineage: Eukaryota; Fungi; Ascomycota; Leotiomycetes; Helotiales; Sclerotiniaceae.
UUGAACUGAUGAAAUACGAAAUAUCAAGAUCUUCAGCCGAUUUACCAUUCUUCCAGUACAUUUAUUUACUUUCAUAAUAAACUCCUGAUUUCAUCCAAUUCCACAAUUCCAUUUGAGCUUGGCUCCUCGUACUUGUGACCGACCUCCUUGACCAUGCUGUCAUUUGCUUCACACUGUUAACCAUCCCCCAUUCCUUCUUACACACAUUUACUGCUUGCCCAGUAAAUAAUAAUACGUGCGAACAUGAGUGUAAGUAGAGUAUAUCUAGAAGGACACAAUGCUCUAUACAUUUGCUUACAUAGUUUAGCGUGAACAAUCGAAAGCGGCCAAUUAUAUUCAACUCCUGGACACGGCUCGUAGUGAAGGGAAUUGGGAUUCUGUGCCAGAACUUGUCAGAAAGAUUAGGAAACAUGCGCCUACCCGAACAUGUAUGUUCUUUUUACCAUGUUCCUUGAAUCGAUAUUUUAUUCUCAGGAUCCUGGCACUGAUGUUCGGUAUUAACCUGUUGCAAUAGGUCUCACGUUGACUGCAGAGACUGAACAUGCGGUCACACAACACUAUCUUAAUACCCGACCAUCGACAGCGGGCUCCACAUCCUCGAACCUCUCCAGAUAUAUACAACCACUCCAAGAAGCUAUAGCGAACGAGCGGCAACAUGUCGAGGAUGAUUUCCAGGCGCAGGUCUGUAUUGCUUGGAUACAUUGGCAUAUGGGAGAGCACGAAUUGGCAGCUUCGAGUUUACCUGCGAGUAUAGAAGGCGAGUUUUCGCAGCUUGAUGGGACCAACAAAGAAUCGAACGAAUGGACGAAAGUGUGUGCACUCAAGGCAUCAUUUAUCAAGGGGGAUUCGCAACGAAGAAUUGGAAAUGUGCCAGAAGCAUUGGAAACGUUUGAUUCGGCUUUGCCUAUACUUGGAAGCAUAUCAACUACAACACAAGCAAACGGCCGGAAGGAAUUGAUCGGUUGGAUUGAAGAGUUAUUGGCAGGAUUUUGCAUGCUAGCAAGUCAUGCUAUCAGAACAAAGAUAACCCCUAUACUCGAAACCGAGACGUUGUCAUCCUUUCGCGCUUGGUCUCGAUUCUGGGAAUGGGCUCCAACCAAGCCGGUUGGCCGCACAAUGAAUGCUCAAGUCUCAAGGCGAGAAGUCUGGAAAGAAUACUAUAUCACAGUAUCCGAUCUACUCCAAAAACAACUACCGUUUCCCACCACAGCCCUGACCAUCGCAUACCCUGACUUAUCAUUGAGAUCGGAGCAACGAGCAGAAUUAAAACGAGUGGAAGCACGCUACGAGGAAUUGUUAUUAAUUGAAGUACAGUUUCCGAAGGCGGAAGAGCCGAGUGAGGAAGUCGAAACAUUUGUGGAAUUAGUCAUGCAAAACUGGAGAAUUUUGUGUGGGAAUUCAUGGGAAGAACAUGAACUUGGCGAAGGGGGAUCAGAAGCGCUUAGCAGAGGGGUUUUGGACAUCCUGUAUAAUGCCGCAACCAAGACAUUCCAUUCCACGCCAAUUUUACGGCAUUUAUUCACUGUUCAUAUUGCAGUCGCGGAAUUUGAUUUAGCGUUCAAAGCAUUUGAUACCUAUUUGGAGAUUGUGAAGAGAGGGAAAGCUCGGGUAGAGAAAACAGGGGAAUUGGAACACGGUUUAGAUGACGAUGAAACAGUGUUAAAAACCGCUGCUGAGUGUAUCAGGGCUCUAUGUCGAUAUGGCUCAAGAGAAGCCUCAGAGAAAGCGAAAGACCUUGGUCACUUUUUUGAGGAGUGGCUGACUAAACACCAUCCACUCGAACAGCGGAAUGGAACCGAGCGGCUAAUCGAAAAUGGCACCUCGGUGGUGUCAAGCACUCUUAUAUCGCCAAAAGUAUUUGCUAUUGCUUGGCGGUCAAUUGGAAUUGGCUAUUCGCAAUGGGCACGAUUAACUUUCGAUACAUUUUCGAGAGGGAAUAUUCAACUGAAGGCUAUAAAAUGCUUUCGGCGGGCUCUUCUUCCAGAAUAUGAAAGUACAGCAGAUGUUGAAACCCUUUUCGCAUUAGGCACAAUCCUUGCAGAGCGCAGAGAAAUAUCUACCGCGAUUGAAGUUGUAAAGGUCGGACUUGCUCCUCUACGUCCCAGUUUACCAAAUGGCAACGGCUCAUUUGUUACGACCAAAUUUGCACGAGAAAGAUCUUUGAUACCUUUAUGGCACCUCAUGGCUUUACUUCUGAGUGCACGUCAAGAUUUCAUGACAGCAGUGAGAUCUUGUGAGGGGGUUUUUGACCAAUUUGGAGAACGAAAAAACCUGUAUGGAGAAUCUGAACUUGAUGGUUCAUUUAGAAGCGACCACCUGAAUUUUAACGAAAAGCCCAUGGAAGGAAAUCGAGGCUUGGUGGAUGAAAUGGAUGACUUUGAAAAAGAAAAUCUCUUAGAGGUCAAGAUGACUCAAUUAUCCCUCAUAGAAGUCCUUGAGGGCUCUGAAGUUGCAGUCAACUGCAGUGAUGAACUUCUAGGCCUAUACACAAGACUAUUCGGCGACCCCUCCAAGGAAGUUGUUCCAACAAUAGUUCAACCUGUUGCAUUGGUACCUCCGAAAACCUAUGCAGGAACUAUUAGGACUAUGAAAGGAAGUAUAUUUGGACGGUCUCUAAAUAGGUCAGCGCGAAAAGAUAUGUUGGCUUCAAUAGAACAGAGCACAAUUUCUCAAAGACCAAAUACCGCGCAUUCCAUGGUCCACAAGGCACCAACUAUUCAAGUGACUCAUGAGAAUGGUACUGCCGGAAGACAACAACGUCGUCGUUCUGUAGAUCAUCAUGAAAAGCUGCAUAAAAAGGCAAAUCUCAGAAAUCCUUCUCAAGGGCCAGAUAGAAGCGCCAGUGUAGGGAGAACACAGACCGACGGAGCUACGACGGAAAUAGAUGGGCAAAAUCGGGAAAUUCGUUUUGAGGAGAGCUCAAAACCAAUACCUCCAUCCUCGCAGCAAAUGGAGCAGAAAGAACCGGCUCUCAAAGCAGCAAAUCCUAAUCAUGUCGUGGUUCAAGACAAUCGUCUCCCAAUUACUCCACAUUCAUUAUUACCAAGCCCCACGACACGAUUCUCCAAAGAUUCUGAGAGGCGACGAAGAAUAUCAACAUUAGUCCGAGUAUGGCUACUGAUUGCUGGCUUUUAUCGACGAGCAACCAUGUACGAAGAUGCUAAAGGUGCAAUUGAAGAAGCGCAUAAAUUGGUUAACGGGUUAGAGACAGAUAUUGUCAACGACCCUACCGGAUUGGCGUCGUUUGAUCAUCCUGGCUGGGGAGGCGGAAAAAGUGUGGAUGAAUUAUGGGGUGAUGUUUACUCCGAGGUACGUUGAAUCAAACAAGUUUUCGAAAUUUACUAAUGUCUUUUACAGCGUGGCUAUCUUUUUGUCGAUCAAUCUUCUCCAUAUACGGCACUUGAAAAUUUCGAGGCUGCUUUGAGCCACUCGGCAGAUCACCCUGCUGCGACUGUUGGGCUUUCCGAUAUUUUGCUAGACAUAUAUACAGAAGAUGUUCUGCCCCCACCGACCAUACCAUCUCUUGUUCUUCCCACAGUUUCUGCUAGUACUCCCUCAACCUCUAUCCUCAAUACCUCAGGUCAAUCAAAACCACAUCAGUCAUCAACACUCCCUGACUCGACUACAGGACCUCUUGGUCUUCCACUUCCUACUUGUCUCAAACGAGAUAUUCUCACUGCUCCAGAGAAGAAUGAAGCUGCUCAACUUGAUCGACUUGCAGCUCGCGACCGUGCCUAUGGACUUUUAUCCGGCUUAACAAAAUUAGGUUCGGGUUGGUAUUAUUCAGAAGCAUGGUAUUCAUUAGCCAGAGCUUAUGAACUAGGAGGCCAGAAGGAUAAAGCGAGAGAUGUGCUUUGGUGGUGCGUGGAAUUGGAAGAAGGUCGAGGCUUGAGGGCUUGGAAUGUAGCAAGUAGUGGUGGUUAUGCUCUCUAGUUAAUUGCGAGGUUGGGAAAUUCUGGGCAGUAUAUUGUGCAUAAUUGGAAUGAUAGAGGAUUUUUGGUUGUAGAUAUCAGAUAGAGGUUUGAGGUUUACAUAAUGUGGAUUAUUAAUUAAAUUAAAUCCGUUCAAGUAUCCGCCUUGCGUUUCAGUUGG